Molecule: messenger RNA, 7253 nt
Organism: Chroicocephalus ridibundus (black-headed gull)
Lineage: Eukaryota; Metazoa; Chordata; Aves; Charadriiformes; Laridae
Gene: SMC6
Product: structural maintenance of chromosomes 6
Exons: 28
Coding region: 319-3609 (1096 amino acids)
Biological process (GO): double-strand break repair via homologous recombination
Cellular component (GO): site of double-strand break; nucleus; Smc5-Smc6 complex
Molecular function (GO): damaged DNA binding; single-stranded DNA binding; ATP hydrolysis activity
Source: RefSeq, a predicted model, not a curated record
CGGAAACGGCCUCCUCAGGGCGGGGGCGGUGGCAGCGCGCAGGCGCCCGCGCCCCGCGGCGGCUCUUCCGUCGCACGGGACGGGGGAUCUUCCCGGGCGCCGAGUGGGCUGGUGGUCGUUUAACGGCCCCGCCGCCGCCGUUGGUGCUGAGGAGAGGGAGAGAUUUCAACGGAACAGCAGAUUGAAUGAAUGCUUGUCUUCAUAUUUGCGUGAUGCAUAAAUUCCAAGAGCAUACAAGCGACUCUUUCCUGGUCUGAGCAAUUUAAGCGUAAAGACAUGUUUAUAUAAGACACAGAAAGUAGCAUAGCAAAAGUACUCAUGGGUAAGAGAAAGGAAGAAAGUAUUUCAAAGCCUGGACCCAAUAAAAGGCAGAGACAAGAAUACACAGAUGAACACAGUGAUGAGUCUAAUGAAGAAGAAAUUUCACAGUCAUCAGCUGAUAGUAAUUUCUCCUUACAGUCGACUGCAGGGGAAGUUGGGAUAAUUGAAAGCAUCCAGCUGAAGAACUUCAUGUGCCAUUCGAUGUUGGGGCCUUUUCAGUUUGGAUCGAAUCUCAAUUUUGUUGUGGGAAACAAUGGAAGUGGAAAAAGUUCUGUAUUAACUGCUCUUAUUGUUGGACUUGGUGGAAAAGCCACUGCAACUAAUAGAGGUUCCUCAUUAAAAAUGUUUGUACGAGAUGGAGAGACUUCAGCAGAUAUUUCCAUAACUUUGAGAAACCAAGGCAGAGAUGCAUUUAAACCAGAAGUGUAUGGUGGCUCUAUUAUUGUGAAUCAGCACAUUAAUUUGGACGGAAGCAGGAGUUACAAACUGAAAAGCAAAUCUGGGGCCAUAAUUUCCUCAAAGAAAGAGGAACUCAUAGGAAUACUGGAUCACUUUAAUAUACAGGUAGAUAAUCCUGUGUCUGUUUUAACCCAAGAGAUGAGUAAGCACUUUUUACAGUCUAAAAAUGAAGGUGACAAGUAUAAGUUUUUUAUGAAGGCAACUCAGCUGGAACAAAUGAAAGAAGAUUAUUCAUCUAUUAUGAAAGCUAAAAACAAUACAUGCAUUCAGAUAGAACAAGGGGAAGAGCGUCUUAAAGAACUUAAGCAGCUUUAUUCAGAAAAAAAGCAUCGUUACAAAAGCAUUGGGUUUGUGAAUGACAUGCGAAAUCAUCUUGAAGAUUUGAAACAUAAAAUGGCUUGGGCAGUGGUGGGUGAGAUGGAAAAAGAAAUACAGCCAAUCAAAGAAGGCAUCAGAGCUGAAGAAGGAAAUACAGAGAAGUUUGUUCAGAAGCUAGAAGAAUGCCAGGUAAAAGUGAAUGAAGCAGAAGAAAAGUACAAAGCAAUACAAGACAAGUUAAUAACAAUAAGUGAAGAAGCACAAGCCCUGCAUCCUCAGUGUGUAUCUUUGAAGGCUGAUGUGCAGGCAAAAAGAAAAGCAGUCAAUGAAGCUGAGGUACUUUAUAAUCGUUUCAAAACUGAGUUCAAGCGUCUCGGAAAAGAUGAUGAACAGCUACGUAAACGAAUUGAAGAACUGAAAAGCAGUGCUAAUCAGGUUUCAGAGCCUGAAAAAUUGGAAAGACAAAGGAAAAUCGCACACUUAAGGGAACAGUUAAAAGCAUUCCAUGAUGAAGAAGCAAUGAUUGGUCAACAGGUGAAUCAGUUUCAGCAGGCGGUAUCUAGGUAUAAGGAAGAACAUACUAGACUGAUGAGAGAAGACUGUGAUGUGAAACAAGCACUGGAUGCCAAGCAGAGACAGCUGAGAGAGCUGAAAGACAGUAAAACAAACACCUUGAAAAGGUUUGGACCACAUGUACCAGCAUUUCUUGAAGCAGUUGAAACAGCCUAUAGGCAAGGGCGCUUUAAACACAAACCUGUCGGACCUUUAGGUGCUUUCAUUCAUCCAAAAGAUGCUGAACUGACCUUGGCUGUUGAAUGUUGUUUAAAGAGCCUAGUUCAGGCAUUUUGCUGUGAUAAUCACAGUGAUGAAAGAACUCUUCAGCAACUGAUGUCAAAAUAUUAUCCACAUGGAUUUAGACCUCAAAUAAUUGUAAACAAAUUUCAGAAUAAAGUUUAUGAUGUUAGGCACAGAGCAGUUGAUCAUCCAGAAUUCCCAUCAGUUCUCACAGCACUGGAGAUAGAUGAUGCAGUGGUUGCUAAUUGUUUGAUCGAUGUGAGGGGUAUAGAAACAAUCCUGCUCAUUAAAAGUAGCCGUAAAGCUCGUGAAGUAAUGCAGUUUAAUCGGCCCCCAAAGAAUUGUAGAGAAGCUUUCACUGCUGAAGGUGAUCAAGUAUUUGAAAGACGCUAUUACUCUUCUGAUUACCUCAGACCCAAGUUCCUCAGCAAAGAUGUUGAAGCAGAAAUAAGUCACUUGGAGAAAGAAAUUGAAAACAAAAAGGCACAGAUAACAGCAUCUCACCAACAUUUACGUUCCAUUGAAACUGAGAUUAAGCAGAAUGAAAAUCAUCUUCGUGGUCAUCGACAACAUCAAAAAGAACUACAGAUAAAAAUAAGAACAACAACUGCAGAAAUAGCAGAUCUUGAAAAUAUGGAAGAACACCAAUCAGUGGACAUCCGUACACUAGAAGAUGAAGCUGAAGAAAAUAAGGGUAAAAUGGAAACUGUAAAAAAAGACAUGCAGCAACAAAGCAGAAAAAUGGAAGAACUAAAAAAUAUUCUUCAGGUAGCUGAAAAAAAAUUUGAAGAAAUGAGAGAAAAAAUUCAUCAAGUAGAAGAAAUUGCCGGUCCAAUUAAGGAUGAAUUAAACCAAGCUGACUCAGAGGUGGAAAACAGUAAACGCCGUUUGCAGCACUAUGAAGACAAGCAGAAAGAACACUUGGCUUGCAUAAAAAGACAUAAAGAUUUACUAGCUGCCAAAGAAAAAGAAUUAGAGGAAAAAAUUGCACAAGCUAGGCAAAUCUACUCAGAGCGCAUAGAAGUCAGCAGAACUGUUAAGAGUCUUGAUGCAGAAAUGAAUCGCUUGAGAGAGAGGAUAAAUUCAGAAAAUGAUCGCCAUGGGAACAGAGAAGAAAUAGUACAGCAAUUUCAUGACGCAAAAGAAAGAUAUAAGGCUGCAAACAGUAAAGUAAAGAAUUUAAAGAAUUUUAUUAUGUUGCUGGAAGAAAUAAUGACACAGAGAUUCAAAAUAUAUUCGCAAUUCUUAAGGCUCCUUUCUUUACGAUGCAAACUCUACUUUGACAAUUUAUUACGUAUUCGAGCUUGCUCUGGAAAAAUACUUUUUGAUCACAAGAAUGAGACACUUUCAAUAACAGUUCAGCCUCGAGAGGAAGACAAAGCUGCCCUUAAUGAUGUGAGAUCCUUAUCAGGAGGAGAACGUUCCUUCUCAACCGUUUGUUUCAUUCUCUCUCUGUGGUCCAUUACUGAAUCUCCUUUCAGAUGCUUGGAUGAAUUUGAUGUCUACAUGGACAUGGUUAACAGAAGAAUUGCAAUGGAUAUGAUUCUGAAGGUGGCUGACUCUCAGCAUCAUCGGCAGUUCAUUUUGCUAACCCCACAAAACAUGAGUUCUCUGCCUUUGAGUUCCCGUAUUCGAAUCCUCCGAAUGCAAGACCCUGAAAGAGGCCAAAGGACAUUGAAUUUCCAAAAAAGGAAUGACAAAGAGGAUGAUCAAUAAGUAUCUGUGUGUAAAACUGCGGCAUGCUGUUGAGGAUAAAUGUGUAAUGAAUGAUGUGUGUAAAGUUGUUAUUUCCUGAUGCUGGAUAAGGGCAUCUUUUGUUAGAUACUCUCAGGAAAAGAAGAGGGUCCUGUAUUUUUUUUAUUUUUAAGAGUUACUGUCUGUGUACAGACCAAGGACGAGCACAGUUUUGAUGACGAGAAAAUCCUGAAUGUUCAGUUGAUAUUUUUUAACUACUAACUAGUAGAAUUUUUUUUUAUCAGUUGUUCUGUUUUUUCCUUCUGGAAAAGGUGAAAUAUGUUUUGAAUAACUAUGGAGUAGUAUUUUAAUAAACACUGAGAACUGAUAACUUGCGGUAAUGUUUUUAGUGUCUCUACACACUUAAAAUUAGCAUUAAGUUAAAAAUGUUGGUUUCUUCCCAGCUCUGCUUUAUUUCUUAACCGUGUGCUAAUUAAUACAUGCAGCAAAACAUGGUUCAUUUUUUUGCCAGUGGAACGACAGCAGCUGAACAUAAGAAGCUAUUAGUGCUUAUAGCGUAUACUUUCAUAAUUAGAGAAGCGAAGAAUUUAUUUGCAGUGUAUUCUCUGGGCAUGUAAAAAGUGCUUUUAUUUCUUCCUUUGUAGUUUGUAGGGCAGAGUUUGAGUUUCUUUGGACACAACUUUACAAAACCUAGCAAAUUGUGGCUUUAUAAAUUUAGAUAUUUAAUGCCAAUAACCGAAGUUCUUGCACAGUCCCCGUUUGCAGGGACAGACUAAGUCUGUAGAUAAAAAUGACAUUAUAACAAACUAAAGUGACAGAAUUCCUUCCAAUCUAGAGGAAUGAAGUGGAAUAAGAGUUUUGGGAAAUAAUACAGUAACUUUUCUACAGCAUUGUAGGUCUGUGUUUUGUUGGGUGUCCCCGCCUCCCCUCCCACCCUCCCUGGGCCUGUACUAGAGCAGCUAAAAUAAAAUAAAUUUGCUUUAUUUAAAUGAUACAAGCAUUUAUUGGGGAUAAGAGGGACAAAGAAGAACCAGAUUUUUCAAACUACCCCAAAUUAACUUUUUUUUUUUUCCUCUUCUGUUCUCCUUUCUCCAGGAACUUGAAAUUGUUGGGAGCUCUUCAAAAACAAUGACUUUUUAGAAUUCAGCCAUUAGACAUACUUUUUUCUUUUUUUUUUUCCCCCUUUUUUUUUUUUUAGCAUUAUGGGGAUACAAAAGCCAAUGAGACUAUUCCGAGAACAGCUCAGCGGUUUCUACAGUUAUUUACUGAAUAGCAAUUCCUCAAUAAAACCUCAUUGCGGUGUAAGUUUGAACUCGCUGUUGCAGCUGAAUUCGGUUUUAGCCACCGCACAGUAUUUCAUGAUCUUCAGCGUUGUUCAGUUUUUCCACAAGCGUCUGUUAAACUUGUCCGUAUCUCUGUCAUACGGAAGCUAGGUAAGAACUGAAGGAAGUAGACUGAGAAAAGCUAGCGGCAGUUCUAGUGCAUUCGACCUGUAGGAAUUAAGUCUAGUGAUCUUUUAAAGGCUUCAGAUGUUUUCUUCUGAAAGCCCAGCAAUGGGCCAGCAGCCUCAUAGCAGCUUCCAGGAGGUCAAAAAGAGACCUUUUUGUUGAAGCGGGUGGCAGCAGAGAGCCAGGCAGCAGCCAUAAACUGAAGCGGGGAGGAUCUGUCUGGAUAAGCCGCGGGGAGGGAUUGUUCCUGAUGAAGAUAUGAGGCAUUUGAGCAUGUUGUCCUGACGGGUUGUAGAAUCUCAGUCUUUGGAGGCUUUGGGGGUCGUCUGCACCUCCUUCAAGCCAGGACAAGAGACCUCUGGAGGUCCCUACCAAAUUAAACAAUUCCAUAAUCCUGGGAUUUGAUGAGAUAUAUAUUAAAGAUACUUACAACUUGUUUAGGAUUAUGUGAAAACAGUGUGUGUGGGGGGAAGCCGUGUGAAGUGCGCACUUGGCAAAACCUGUCUGGAGCACAAGCCCAGUUUGCAGUGGGAGCCCUCGAUGCUAUUCAUGACGAUGAGCCGCAUGUUCAGUUUGACUCGAUUUUAUGAUGGAACUGGACUGUUUCAGACCCUUGUACAAUAUGAAAUGAGGGAGUGGCAUAGCGUUAUUUCCUCAUGAUUUUCUUCAGCUUCCAAAAAAAAAAAAAAAGGGCAAGAGAUAAAAGCAAGCAUUUCUCUUCGUUAGUACUUUUAUAAUGAGUUGUGCGGAGAAAAGAGCUUCUCGCGUUCCUACUGAGCUGUCGCUGCAGCUUUCUCCCAGAUUUUCUACAGACUUACUUGAAAUAUUGGAGCAGCUGGCAACAAUUCUGGUGUUUGGUUCAGAUGAAUAUAUUGUAUUUAUUCUAAUCUACCACUGUACCUGGUGCAAACGUGUGCCUGACCGUGUUUUAUAAGCAGCCGUUUUCAUGGUAGAGGAUUAGUUCUGAAUAAACAGUUACCGAAACACUUGAGCUUGGAGGCACUUAUUUUUGCAGUGAUCCGUCUAAGGUCUCAAAGCUAUCUUAUUCUUGAUAGUUUAAAAACAGAGUUUACCAUAGCAGCUCCCAUAGGGAGAACUGCAGUCCCGAUGUUACAUUUGGUGGCUGUGUUUGAGCCGUUGGCCGUUUUUGGAUGGCGGUGCAUUGCUUAACGCUGCACUCCAGGAAACGGAGCCUGUCCGGCCACGUGAAUUGAAGGUGCAGGGGAAUGUAGAAUGAGGUACUGCUUCUCUAAUAAGUGUCUAUAAACCAAAGUCGCAUAAAUUCUCCGGAAUAUUCAACAUCCUCUCUACAGCUUGUAAUUUAAGCCUAAGUGGGGGGAAAAAAAAAUGGGCAUCUUCUCAGAAGUAUGUAACACUUUCAGACUGAGGGGUUUAUUUUUAAGCGGCAGCCGAAGGUACAAAGCAUACCCCUCUCUCGUUUGCCGAGAACAUCACUUGUGGAGUCCAAGUCAAAUUCCGGUAUUAGAAAAUGUAGUUGAAACUUCUGCCUUUUGCUGUUCAUUUGGAAUAGAAAGAAACUUAAAUAUGAGAGGAUGGCUGUGGUUGUGGCAACAAGCGAUUCUGUGUUCCCCCCCUGCCGCCCCCAUGUUAGUUAGCAGAAUGUGUAAAACUGGUUUUUGGUGGUUUUGUUUUUUUUUCCCCUCAAUUUUAAGAUGCGCUUCACCUUUAAAAUUUGAAAAUACAGAGAAUGACUUGGUUUGUGUCAUGUUUUAUUGUCUGAUUUUUAGCUAUUACGCGUACUGUCUCAUUUCUUCAUAAGGCAAAGAAGAAAUAUCAAACAUGCAAUUGUAAGAUGUUCAGACAUAUUAUUCUUUUUUGGUAAUCCUGUAAGCAACCGACUGUUUAAAGCAACUGGGAAACGUGGUGUAAGGAAGGAUUUUUAUCUGCAAUUUCUGCCGUCUGCGAGUUCUCGAUGCUUUCCCGGGGCUGCGCAGAACUUGCACUUGCAACAAACUCGACCGAUGCACGUGGAAUUGAGGAGGAGUGUGGUUCUCUUCCCUGACCCUUCUCAGCCAUCGUACGUUACGGUUAAUUUAUUAGUAACCAUUUUUGACAACAAGUCUGUUUAUAUUAAACCCGGGGUAGCUUACUGUCAUAGGGUUUAAGGAGGGAAAAGCAUUAAAAGACCAGGUUUAGGCCAAGCAAAUAAACUGUAUUUGCCUUCCAGCUGGCUUCAAAAGCCGUGUGAGCAGAGGG